CUGUCUCGCCAAGACCGAGCACCGCUAUAAAGCCCAUGGCCUCUCCUCAUCUUGGCGCCCGGCACAACUUUCACUCCAUUGUGCGCUUUCCGGAAACAUACCCGCUUUUUUCUUUCCCUACAGCAAUGUCGGCCGAACUCAACACAUUGCCAGACGACGUCCUGUUCCACGUCUUCAGCUUCUGCAAUGGUGACGACAUCAGUGCAUUUUCGCAAGUCUGCCGCCAGUUCCGCCAGGUCUGCGAUGACGACUACCUGUGGAAGCAGCUGUUCCUUAGGCGCUUUGGGCACGCUCCCGAGGGCAACCUGAGCACAUACAAGGCCGAAUACUACGAGAGCGAGCGUACAAUUCUCAGUGUCGCCGACGACUGCACAAUCGCACACAACCACAACCCGUACUGGCAGACCAUUGACGACCACCGCAGCAUCUUUGGCAGAGUGUCGCUGCUACAUGCUGUGAGCUGGCUACACGUAUUUGGUGAGCUGCAUGGCGUGCAUAGCGGCACAUAUAAUGUAAUCUGGCGGCUGUCGGUUCUACCGCGCGCACAGCACAUAUUCGACAUAAACUUCCGGGCAGAAGCAAACGGAAACAUAACCGAAUCCCGGCUCCCAGAGUCGGCGAAUCUGCUUGACUUUGGAUCCGACUACUUUGACUUUGUGCUGCCUGAGCCGCUGGUUGUACUGAAGCCAUUUGAGGAUGUUGCUGUUGAAUGCAGAUGCACAACAAACACCUGGAAGAGCAAUCUAAAGCUGUGCUCGGUGCGGCUAGAGCCCAUCGACGAGCGCCGGAGAGGGCAGCGGCUGCGGUGGGCAGAGCAGGUGAAGCGGUCAGCCCAGGCGUCGAAUGGCAACAGACCGUGGCAGAUCCGGUUCCUGCGAUCGCGGCCAGGCGCAUCAUACCGCCUGUGGAAGCCCUGGAUACAGCGGCAAUGGUACGAGGCUGGGUUUAUCGCGAUGUUCUGUGCCAUAGCCCUGGCGCUAUUUGUGCACAUUCUCUUUACACACACAGCCAAGUGAGGCACUGGCUAUUCAAUCAGCAUCCUAUGGUGCAGCGUCUUCAGAUCCUCGAGGAAGCCCACUGGGGUGAUGAUGUGCGUCGACCCAAUAAAAAUAUUGCGCUCUGUCUCUUCAGCAACCUCGUAGGCUGUGCGCAUCUCCGAGUACGUCAUUCCGCCAGCGACGUAGAGGAUGAUGGUGCCUUUGGUAUUGGGGACCUAUUUUGCAGCAGCCAUUAGCUCGCUGUUCACACUGUCAAAUAAACACGCAUUGCUAGCACGCAUCUCGCACUUGCUUACCUUGUGCCGCGUCUUGUUCCAAUGGCUCUUGGUCCU
This is a messenger RNA of Linderina pennispora, 1330 nucleotides long. RefSeq lists its product as uncharacterized. Gene Ontology annotation, cellular component: SCF ubiquitin ligase complex. Gene Ontology annotation, biological process: SCF-dependent proteasomal ubiquitin-dependent protein catabolic process. The transcript has a single exon. Bases 126 to 1016 code for a protein of 296 amino acids. The record is from RefSeq and is a predicted model, not a curated record. Gene Ontology annotation, molecular function: protein binding. NCBI's taxonomy places the organism in Eukaryota, Fungi, Kickxellomycota, Kickxellomycetes, Kickxellales, Kickxellaceae.